UACCAUAACGCCCAUCUCUAUCAACGCAACACAAAUCAGAGAAAGAACUUCUCUCUCUACAGGUAGACCGUUCUGCCAUCUAUCAUCACUUAAAUCAAACAAACGGCAUCUUCAAGUUAUGACCACAUUUUCUGAACCACCCAAUCUCUGUAUACUGUGAUAUGGAGACUGUAGGGGGAGGAUGGACGUUAAUUCAAAGAAGGGGGAAUUUUGGAGACCCGGUUGAGGACUUUGACCAAACGUGGACUAGUUACAAAUCUGGAUUUGGAAAUUUAACUACAGAAUUUUGGUUAGGAAAUGACGUCAUAUUUGCCUUAACCAAUCAAAACAAUAUGAUACUUCGAGUCGAUUUAGAAGAUAUGGAAGGUGAUCAAAGAUAUGCAGAAUAUGAUGAGUUCUUGGUGCGAAGUGAAAGGGAACUGUAUAAAAUGAGUUAUAAAACGUACAAGGGUGACGCAGGGGACACACUUUCAACCCACAAUAACAUGGUGUUUUCCACCAGGGACAGAGAUAAUGAAAAGAACUGUGCCAAGUCUUACAAAGGUGGCUGGUGGUAUAAUAAGUGUCAUU
Limulus polyphemus (Atlantic horseshoe crab) is the source of this 570-nucleotide messenger RNA. RefSeq names its product techylectin-5B-like. The transcript has 4 exons. The annotation marks the transcript as partial. The record is from RefSeq and is a predicted model, not a curated record. Lineage: Eukaryota; Metazoa; Arthropoda; Merostomata; Xiphosura; Limulidae.